Messenger RNA from Plutella xylostella (diamondback moth), 2622 nucleotides. RefSeq lists its product as uncharacterized. Gene Ontology annotation, cellular component: early endosome; trans-Golgi network; recycling endosome. Gene Ontology annotation, biological process: retrograde transport, endosome to Golgi; endosome organization; receptor recycling. The record is from RefSeq and is a predicted model, not a curated record. Lineage: Eukaryota; Metazoa; Arthropoda; Insecta; Lepidoptera; Plutellidae.
UCUGUCAAUAUUUUCAUUUUCAUAUUUUAUAUUAUUUAUUUUUUGAUGAUUAUUCUUUGCCAAAUUAAUUAAAUUAGAGUAAAAUUAAGUAAUCUAAAGGUAUUAGAAUGUAGUCUGAGUUUUUUUGUGGAAGGAUAUGAAUUAGGAAGAAAUUAAUGUGUUAAAAAUGAAGUGCAACGUUCGUGAACUUGCUCAUCUGAGCGAUCAACCUUGUGUUAUGGAAGGAAGGCUAAAUUAUAAGAAGAUAUCAAAUGCUGGAUAUCGUAAUCAGUCAGUUUUCAAGGAAAGAUGGUUUCGACUGGUAAAGAACUAUUUAUUCUACUUUAAAAUAAGUGAAUUGGGCAAAUUUGACACCCGCAGCCCAGCUGGCGUGUUUGUUAUGGAAAACUCUUCAAUUCAGAUGGAGCAUGGCCAAAGCAUUUCAUUCUCAUUUUCAAUAUCUUUUAUUGAUGAGCCGGAGAAGAGGCAUCAGUUUGCGGCGCGCAGUGAAGACAAUGUGGUGCAGUGGGUCAUGAAGCUCAGAGAGUGCUCCUACGAGUAUCUGCGAAGUCGUCUGCACACGCUGCAGUCAAAAAUAUACUCUAUUACUGGAAAGGACCCCCUAAUACUGGUGCCAAGGAACGACGGUGCUUGCCUGUGGGCUCCAGCGAUACCAUUCUCCACCGUCCCGGCGUGCUCCGUCAACACCAGCUCCUUCUCCUGCCACCUGCACACCAACAGCGCCUUCACCCUCGAGCGGAGCAAGUCGGACGUGCAGGCGCACCGCUACUUCAGCAACGGAUCCCCACAGUCCAGGUUCUACACGGAACAGACAGACAAAACCGCCCAACGGGAGCUUUUGAGGUCAAAUCAAAACUUCUCGCUAGAACGCAGUAAGACCUCAGCACUUGGUAACGGUACUGCAAAGCCGAGUGACUCGAUAUUCGAUACUAGGCCAGCGUAUUCCCGGGCGGCCCCGAGCCCACCUGUCAGGGUGAAGCUGUCACCAGCCGCUAGGAGGGCAGAGGGCAGCGAAGAGGUCAAAAAUUUGGUGGAAAAAGGUAAAUAUCUAGGUACUACGGGCAUUCUAGACGAUGCGCCGACGUUGCCGCCGCGCCGGCGCCCCUCCCCUAAACAUACGCGGAGGGAAGAACCCAACUUACCCUUAAGUAGUCAAGCAACCCCCUCCCUUGCCAGUGAAGAAGAUCUUAUUAAGUUUUAGUUUUAAACACAGCCUACGCUUGUUGUAUCCCACCUCGGUAAGAUUAAUUGGAAUUGAUAUUUUUUUAUUGUUUUUAUAUAGUACAAAAACAUCACUAUUACAUUGGCUUGCUGGACUUCGUGAUUAAUAUUUGAAAAUCUUAGCAUUUAGAACCUUCACUAAACUUUAUCAAAUAUUGGAACUUUAUCCAUUGCAUUUCCUACUUAGUAUAAUUUGUAUAGGUACAUCCAAUAGGUUCGUUUCUUUUUCUGAAUUAACUCGCCUAGUGAACUCAAACACGCCAAUUUAAAGUUAGGCACUUAAACCCGCGGUGAUGUUCUAGUACCCUGCGGUUUGUCCUAGAUCUGCCCUAAGACCUAGAUAUUAGUCGUAAGACCCAAGUUAGCAAGUUUUUAUAAGUUUAGUUACGCGAUUGUAAACGAGAAUAGGCGGCAUGUUUUACCCUAAACUUUAAAUUAUUAUGUUACAUAAAUUUACUAAUAGCAUUCAUGAAUUUGGCGCAUUAUGUAAAAUGCAAUUAAAACGGGGAAAGUAAAAAAUAUAUCAUAGGUACUUACCAUGUCUCGAUUUAACGAUAGUCGAACUUACUUUAGUAUUACUAUUUUAUGUCAUUGUAAAAUGAUGAUCCUGCCAAGAGAGACAAUAUUUUUCUAUGAAUCUUUAUAAAUUAUCGAUAGACCAUUAUAUUUAUUGAAAAAAAACAAUGCUAUGUCGAUUUGCCUCGAACUCGAAACCACUAGUAAAAUGUCGGAGUAGUUAGUUCUGAAAAUUUAAUUUAUAUUCAAGAAUAGUUAAGAAUUAAGAAUGAAAUAAUAUUUACCAGUUUUAUACCUAUAACUAACUGGGUUUUCUUGUACCAAUUAGUUUUUAAACUUUUAUAUUCGACGAAAGAGAUUAUUAAUUUAUUUGAACUAAUUACUAAUUCUAGUCAUAGAGUAAUGAACAAAUCAAAUAUUUUUUUACCCAUAAAAGACAAUUAAGAUAAUUUUGCCGUAACAAUAAAUUAAAUAUGGAAUUAUGUGUAAGUUGGCAUUUAGUAAUCGAAAACGCUUUUGUAUAAUAUUGAAUAAAGUUGUAUUUCAUUAUAUAAUUUGGUUUAUUAUAACUUUCCUACUAAGUACCUACUAAUUUGUUAAAAAGUUGAGUUAAAUGAAAAUCCGUAGUUCUUAUUAUAUUGUACUAUAUUUCUUAUGUCAAGCUGAAUAAUUAUAACAAUCACUAAACACAUCAAAACAGUUGGUACAAUAGUUAUCAUUAAUUAAAAGUUAAGCAUAAAAUGACACAGUUAACAUAACUGCAUCUCUAACAGACGAGGCACAGGGUUUAUAAGUAUUUAAUGCACAAACCUAAUAUCACUACAAUAAUAUUGUUCUAGACGCUACUAUACAAAUAUAACAUAUAUUUUUUGUUACGUGCAACUC